Messenger RNA from Manihot esculenta (cassava), 3366 nucleotides. RefSeq names its product ubiquitin carboxyl-terminal hydrolase 15. The record is from RefSeq and is a predicted model, not a curated record. Gene Ontology annotation, molecular function: cysteine-type deubiquitinase activity; cysteine-type endopeptidase activity. Gene Ontology annotation, biological process: protein deubiquitination. The coding region runs from base 232 to 3087 and encodes 951 amino acids. NCBI's taxonomy places the organism in Eukaryota, Viridiplantae, Streptophyta, Magnoliopsida, Malpighiales, Euphorbiaceae. Gene Ontology annotation, cellular component: cytosol; nucleus. The transcript has 13 exons.
UUUAUUUUGGUGCGAGUGUGAUCCCAAACACUAAUUUUCCCCCUUCUAUUUUUUAUUUUAAAGCUUAAAUCUCAAAAUGAAUCAUGAAUUAGUGCUCUUCUUGUUUCAACUCAGUAUGCACAGAGGAUGAUUGAUGUUGAUUGUUGAUUUAGCUCUGAUUCUAUAGCUUCGGGAACUGUAUUCUGGUACUGAUUUAGGAAACUAAUUGGAUAUGAAUAUGCUGGUGGGGACAUGCUUGAACCAAGGGAAGCUGAUAUACCUGUGUUGUUUCUGGUUUUGGUUGUGCUUCCUCUUGUUGCUUACUUUUUACUUGGGAAAUGGAGCGAGGCUGCAAAGAAAAGAGAGAGGAUAGAUUUGCUUGCUCAUAUGGCUACUGAAGAGUCAUUUAGGGCAGAAGCAGUGCCUACUGUCGCUGCAACUGCAACUGCUUUUCCUUUUGUGUCUCCUUCAAAGAAUGGAAUUCAUGUCUGCGCUAGAUGCUUAAGUCCAGCUACAACUCGCUGCUCGAGAUGCAAGUCUGUUAGAUACUGUUCUGGGAGAUGUCAAAUAAUCCAUUGGAGACAAGUUCAUAAGCAAGAAUGCCAGCAGUCGGAAACUACAAGUUCAUGCUCAUCUCCUAAUGCUAGUGCAAUCAAGGACGCAAUUCCAGAGAGGGCCUCAAGUUUCUCAAUUUGUGACAGCUUGAACUCGUUUUACUCUGGGUAUCAUAUUAAGUCAGCUUUGAUGAAUAAUGCACCUUCAGAGAAUACAGUUCAUCCUCCAAUAAUAGAUGGUGUUUCUGCUUGGACCAAUUCUUCUGUAGUUGAUGGCUCUCAUGAGGCCAUGCUGAAAAAAAGAAGCACAGAAAAGUGGGUUUAUUGUAAAUCCAACAGAGAAAUGUUCAUAAGACAUGACAUGGCUGUACUUGAUUCUUCUGAAGAAACUUCUGGAACAAGGCCUGCCUGCAUAAAUUCUUCUGGCGACACCACUGGUCUGUAUGUCAAUGGGCAAGAUACUGCUCAUUAUGUGCAUGUAAUUCCUAAAUUUUUAAGAGAACCAGGGAAGAUGGUUGAAUCAAAAAGCAAACAUGGACCUUUGAGUUCAUUGCAUUCAGGAAAAAAUGGGAUAAAGGUGCAUGAAACUGAAACGGGCAUUAUUUUGAAUGGAGAAAAUUUGUCAAAUGUAGAAAAUACUUCUAAUGAUGAGAUGGGGGAAUUGAAGUGUUCUUAUGAAACAACACCUAUGCAAGGAAGUGUAAAGGGUAAAUGUGCGUUGCAGCCUGUGGGGAACAAAAUUUCUAAAUCAUCAAAGUCAACAAUGAAAGUUUUUGGAGAACAAUCAUGCUCGGAAGUAGAUGGCAGGGCAAAAGUUGCAGAUGAUUCAAAGACUGUUAGAAUGGGAUAUGCCAUUCCUGUUCCAGGAAGCAAUGGGGUUGCAGGUGUUGGUAUUGUGAAGAUGAUGGGCGUAAGGAGGUCAACGAGACUUAGUAGACAGAAUGUUACUGGAAUUAAUGGUGCACACAAAAAAAUGCUGUUCCCUUAUGAAGAAUUUGUUAAGAUAUUCAACUGUGAGUCCGUGAAUUUGUCACCUAGGGGACUUGUCAACUGUGGAAACAGUUGUUAUGCCAAUGCUGUCCUUCAAUGUUUAACCUGCACAAAGCCACUGGUCAUCUUCUUGCUUCGUAGAUCACAUUCAAGAGCCUGUUGUGCGAAAGAUUGGUGUCUUAUGUGUGAACUUGAGAAACAUGUAAUGUUGUUAAGAGAAUGCGGUGGCCCUCUGUCUCCUAGUAGAAUCCUUUUGCAUAUGCAGAAUAUCAAUUGUCAGAUUGGAGGUGGAAGUCAGGAAGAUGCACAUGAGUUUUUAAGGCUUCUGGUUGCAUCAAUGCAGGCCAUAUGUUUGGAAGGGCAAGGUGGCGAGGACAAGGUCAAUCCCAUAUUACAAGAAACAACUUUUAUACAACAUACUUUUGGUGGGCGUCUUAGGUCAAAGGUCAAAUGUCUGAGAUGUCAUCAUGAGUCGGAACGACAUGAAAGUAUAAUGGACCUUACGCUAGAGAUAUUCGGUUGGGUUGAGUCACUAGAAGAUGCAUUGACUCAGUUUACAACCCCUGAAGAAUUGGAUGGUGAAAACAUGUAUAGAUGUGGAAGGUGUGCCACAUAUGUCCGAGCUAGGAAGCAAUUGAGCAUACACGAGGCACCAAACAUUCUGACAAUUGUUUUGAAGCGAUUCCAGGGAGGACAAUAUGGGAAGAUAAACAAAUGUAUUACUUUUCCUGACAUGCUGGAUAUGAUCCCAUUUAUGACUGGAACGGAAGAUAUUCCUCCUCUUUACAUGCUCUAUGCUGUUGUGGUGCACUUGGAUACAUUGAAUGCAUCCUUUUCUGGGCAUUAUGUGGCAUAUGUAAAGGAUCUUCAUGGAAACUGGUUCAGGGUAGAUGACACUGAGGUUCAUCCAGUGCCAAUGAGCCAAGUGAUGUCAGAGGGAGCAUACAUUCUAUUUUACAUGAGAUCCUGCCCUCGCCUUCAGAGGGAAUUUUAUGAGAAACCUAUCCAGCAACAAGUUUCAUCAUCUGCAAGACACUGCUCAUCAUCACGGAUGCAGAAGCCUUCAAGAAAGGGACAUGGCAAAUCAAGCAGUCACUUUCUUGGCACAGAGCCAUCAUUGGAUCUCAAACCAAAAAAAGGUAUUGGUCUUGACAACCACACCAAUGGGAUUCUGGGGAGCACAAACAGAAACGUUGCACAAGCAAUGGAAUUCUCUGAUGCUACAUCAAGUGAUUGGUCGCUCUUUACAAGCUCAGAUGAGGCUUCUUUCUCUACUGAGAGCAGAGAUUCCUUUAGUACUGUGGAUUACACCGAGACAUGCAACGCAGAUACAUUAUCCUCAAUCUUCAAUAACUUGUAUCCUCCACAGUCAUCCUCGCAGAACACUUUUUGCUGUAGAACAUUUUCAAGUAGCAGGCCACAGACUAAGUUCAUCUCAGACUUGGAGGAAAGCGGCUAUGUAUUAGACUCAUUCUUGUCAACCCAUUCUACAAAAGGGUUAUGGAGAGGGAAUAGUUCCAAAAGGGUCAGUAAUUCUACUGAGUUUCCUACUUUAUUGCUUUAACAUGUCUUUAAAAAUAUGGGAUUUAUCCAAAAAUGUGGCCUUGAUCGAACUUCUGGCCAUUGUAAAUUAUAGGCUUGGAGAUCCCAUCUGAUAAAACAGAUGACUUAGCUAGGUGGAAUCUGUGCCUCGAAAUUUUUGUAUACUUGUUAGAUGGGGCAUUGUGAUUGUUUUAUAUCACCCAAGGCAAGAAACAUUCUUAUCAGCAUUUAGAAUUAAUUGUUGAAAAUGUAAAGUGUUAGCAUGUGGAGACUCUUUUAAUGAUAUUUUUCUAUUUGAAAA